Molecule: messenger RNA, 2679 nt
Organism: Chelonoidis abingdonii (Abingdon island giant tortoise)
Lineage: Eukaryota; Metazoa; Chordata; Testudines; Testudinidae
Gene: DTNB
Product: dystrobrevin beta
Biological process (GO): synaptic signaling
Cellular component (GO): synapse; plasma membrane
Molecular function (GO): zinc ion binding
Source: RefSeq, a predicted model, not a curated record
GCGAUCAGAGCGCCAGGGGGCAGACCGAGGCGCUGUCGGUUUGGUUUGAGUGAACGCGCACGCGCGCGCCCCUGUGGCGGCCUCCUCGGAUUGGUCGGAGUUGGCCCUAGCGAGGCCGCCGGGGAGGGUCCGCUGGAGCAGAGACGCUGAGGCGUUCGGGGACCGGCGGGUUUGCGGAGUAGGUAGCGGAGCCGGAGUCAGGUGGCUUCCGGAGGCCUGGCCGCCGCCUUCUCCUUCCAGGAUAGCGGCCCUGGGGGCCUUCCGGUCACAGCCACCUGGAAAAGUACCAAGGUCAGUAGGUGUGAACAAAGAGGGUAGAUCAAAUGCCUACAGCAGUUUUCAUAGUACUCAUGGAAAGCAUCCAUAUGAGACAACCUCUGUGGAUCUUGAGAAUGAUUGAGGAGAGUGGGAAGAGGAGAAGGACAAUGGCAGAGAAGAGACAGCUAUUCAUGGAAAUGAGGGCUCAGAAUUUUGAUGUCAUCAGACUUUCAACGUAUCGGACUGCCUGCAAACUGAGAUUUGUGCAGAAAAGAUGUAAUCUUCAUCUUGUUGAUAUCUGGAAUAUGAUUGAAGCCUUCCGAGACAAUGGCCUUAAUACACUGGAUCACAACACAGAGAUCAGUGUUUCUCGACUGGAAACGAUAAUUUCAUCCAUCUACUACCAGCUAAAUAAACGCCUUCCUUCUACUCACCAGAUCAGUGUGGAGCAAUCCAUCAGCCUUCUCCUCAACUUCAUGAUAGCCGCAUAUGACAGUGAGGGCCACGGGAAGUUGACAGUGUUUUCAGUUAAAGCUAUGUUAGCAACCAUGUGUGGUGGGAAAAUACAAGACAAACUAAGAUAUAUUUUCUCCCAAAUGUCAGAUUCCAAUGGAUUGAUGAUAUUUACAAAGUUUGAUCAGUUUUUGAGAGAAGUUUUAAAACUUCCAACAGCUGUAUUUGAAGGGCCUUCUUUUGGAUACACAGAACAUUCCGUACGGACAUGUUUCCCACAACAAAAAAAGAUAAUGCUAAAUAUGUUUUUAGAUACAUUGAUGGUUGAUCCACCCCCUCAGUGCCUUGUGUGGCUACCUCUCAUGCACAGACUUGCACACGUAGAAAAUGUCUUCCAUCCUGUGGAAUGUUCAUAUUGUCGGUGUGAGAGCAUGAUGGGUUUCCGGUACCGAUGCCAGCAGUGCCACAACUACCAGCUCUGUCAAAACUGUUUUUGGCGUGGCCAUGCAAAUGGCCCUCAUAGCAACCAACAUCAGAUGAAGGAGCAUUCCUCUUGGAAAUCGCCUGCCAAGAAGCUGAGCCAUGCAAUUAGUAAAUCUCUUGGUUGUGUGCCCACUAGAGAACCACCUCAUCCUGUAUUUCCUGAACAGCCAGAGAAGCCACUUGAUCUUGCUCAUAUUGUUCCUCCUCGACCUCUGACCAACAUGAAUGACACCAUGGUUACCCAUAUGUCCUCCGGAGCACCCACUCCAACAAAAAGGUUGCAGUACAGACUGGACACUGCCAAUCGUUUAGCUGAUGAGCAUGCACUGAUAGCAACGUAUGUGAGCCGGCUACAGAACGGUACACGUGUUUUGGACAGUCCUAGCAGACUUGAUGAGGAACACAGACUCAUUGCCCGAUAUGCUGCCAGGCUGGCUGCAGAAGCUGGAAAUGCACCACGCCCACCAACAGACUUGGGUUUCAAUUUUGAUGCCAAUAAACAACAAAGACAGCUGAUAGCCGAACUGGAAAACAAAAACAGAGAGAUAUUGCAAGAAAUUCAGCGCCUCAGACUGGAGCAUGAACAAGCCUCCCAGCCAACCCCAGAGAAAGCUCAGCAGAACCCAACUUUGCUGGCAGAACUCAGGCUUCUACGGCAGAGAAAGGAUGAACUAGAACAGAGAAUGUCUGCACUUCAAGAGAGCAGAAGGGAACUGAUGGUGCAGCUUGAAGGGCUAAUGAAACUGCUCAAGGAAGAAGAGCAAAAGCAGGCAGCUCAAGCAGCAAGCUCCCCACACUCCUCACCUACCCAUGGAGCCAGUCGCCCAAUGCCAAUGCCUGUCAGAGCCACUUCCGCUGGCUCUACCCCAACUCACGUACCUCAGGACUCACUUGCAGGAGUCGGGGGAGAUGUGCAGGAAGCUUUUGCACAAGGUACACGAAGAAACCUCCGUAAUGAUUUAUUGGUUGCAGCUGAUUCAAUUACAAAUACAAUGUCUUCUUUGGUGAAGGAACUUCAUUCAGCAGAGGAAGUAGGUGAAGAAGAAGAGGAAAAGAUGCAGAAUGGAAAGGACAGAGGCUACCUUAGAUGCACCCAAGUCCCUGCACCAUCCAGCCCCUGUCACUGGACACUCACAGAAAUCACCAGGUUAGAGGGAAGAACCCAGACUGCACAGUAAUUCAAGCACAGAGGGUUAUGAAGCGAGCUCAUGUUCUAACGAAGUCUCCACAUCCUUUGGAAGAGGCAUGUUUCAGCCGAUACACACACCAUUGUUCAACUGUGAAAGAUCACAACAAACCACCUGCUGUAAGGGAAGGGAAAGCAGCUUUCUUUUAACUGACUGAAGGGCUUUCCCUCCCUCUGAGACUAUUGCAUGUACUAUUUUCAUAGGUUUUUGCCAAUGCUAAUCGGACAAUGCCCCAUCAAAAAUUCAACAAAAUGUUUUUACGGGAGGUUUCAAAAGAAAACUGUUCUCUUGUAAAGUG